This is a messenger RNA of Artibeus jamaicensis (Jamaican fruit-eating bat), 833 nucleotides long. It is a transcript of the gene SEC11C, whose product is annotated as SEC11 homolog C, signal peptidase complex subunit. Gene Ontology annotation, molecular function: serine-type endopeptidase activity. The coding region runs from base 107 to 685 and encodes 192 amino acids. The transcript is spliced from 6 exons. Gene Ontology annotation, cellular component: membrane; signal peptidase complex. The record is from RefSeq and is a predicted model, not a curated record. Lineage: Eukaryota; Metazoa; Chordata; Mammalia; Chiroptera; Phyllostomidae.
GGCCAGCAAAGCCCAAGGGGCUGGUGGGCGGGGGCCCGGCCGGAGUUCCGCAGCUGUCAGUGUCUCCUGGAGCCCGCGGGCCCCCCCUUGGCCCCGAGACCCCGGCAUGGUGCGCGCGGCCGCGGUGGGGUCUCCUCUCCCCGCGUCUGGCUUGGACAUGUUCGGGGACCUGAGAAAGAUGAACAAGCGCCAGCUCUACUACCAGGUCUUAAACUUCGCCAUGAUCGUGUCUUCUGCGCUCAUGAUCUGGAAGGGCUUGAUCGUCCUCACCGGCAGCGAGAGCCCCAUCGUGGUGGUGCUGAGUGGCAGCAUGGAGCCGGCCUUCCACAGGGGCGACCUUCUGUUCCUCACAAACUUCCAGGAAGACCCGAUCAGAGCCGGCGAAAUCGUGGUUUUCAAGGUGGAGGGCCGAGACAUUCCGAUAGUUCACAGAGUAAUCAAGGUUCAUGAAAAAGAUAACGGAGACAUCAAGUUUCUGACCAAAGGCGAUAAUAACGAAGUCGAUGACAGAGGCUUAUACAAGGAAGGCCAGAACUGGCUGGAGAAGAAGGACGUGGUGGGAAGAGCCAGAGGGUUUUUACCAUAUGUUGGUAUGGUCACCAUAAUAAUGAAUGACUAUCCAAAAUUCAAGUAUGCUCUUUUGGCCGUAAUGGGUGCAUACGUGUUACUGAAACGGGAAUCCUAAAAUGAGAAGCAGUUCCUGGGACCAGAUCGAAAUGGAUUCUACUGAAAAAGAGAAAAACUAAUAUAUUCGAAAUGUUCCACUUUCUGUAUAAAAGGGAAACAAUGUGGAGACGUUUGUGUCUUGUCCAAAUAAAUGACUCCUCCGUACA